UGUAUCCCCCGAGUACAAAUCGGAUUUGGCUGUGGAAUGUAACAUAUCCGGAGUAUUCCACAAAUCACCUGCCAAAAAAGCUGGGGGUGUUUUACACGGGGGUACUAUAAAGAACGCUUUACG
Messenger RNA from Ambispora leptoticha, 123 nucleotides. NCBI's taxonomy places the organism in Eukaryota, Fungi, Glomeromycota, Glomeromycetes, Archaeosporales, Ambisporaceae. The record is from the annotation of a GenBank genome assembly.